AUGGAUCCUCAAGUGGGAGGAGGAAAACGAUCAAAGAAGGAUACGAAAUCCACGUCAACAACGCUGAAAAUAUCAGCAACAAAAUCUACGCUAAAAACAUCAGCAACUAAAUCUACGCUAGCAACACCAGCGACUACACCAACAACUGCCACAGCGACCGCAACGACGAAAAAUACGCCAAAAACGACUGCAAAACCAGCAAAGACAAAAGCAAUAUCGGAACAAGGAUAUGAUCCAGAAGAAGGGCCGCCUGGAAGAAGUCUCUUUAUCACCAUUGGAAUUUGGUUUCUAGUCAUAAUUCUAAUCGCAGGAGGUGUUAUGUUUGGACUUAUCCUAACUCAAUCCAAAAUCGACGACACUCCCAAGAAAAUCUUGCAACAACACAAAGAAGGUAUGAUUAUUUAUUCUAGAAUAUAGAUAUCUCAAAUUCAAACUAUUUCUUCUUUCAGAUACAGUCAAAUCUAUCGACAAAGCUAUUCAAGUUGUUCAAACCUUUCCGGUUUUGUUUGAUAAUUUUGCGCUUGAACAAAUGUCACCGGAACUAUUCAAAAUCAUUCGCAAAGAACUGAAUGUGGAAGAUUUGGUGAGUUUUUCGAUAGUUUCUACUAAAACAAGUGAUUAUAUUUAUAAAAUUACAGAAGGAGUCGGAUUUUUACAAGGAAGAUGAUAGUCUGCCAUAUGGAGCUGUUUUUACUACACUUGGAAAAAAUUGCCCACCCUUGCCGACUGGAUUUAAUGUAGAGAAUUUUCUCUCCUUGUGGAACAAUGGAACAAACAUGCAAAGAGAGCAACUGAAAAAGAUCAUCAGUCCAUUUAUUGCUCAAGAAAAAUCGUUCAGUGAUACUUUGAAGAGCGAAUCAGAAAAACCGGGAAGAUUUUCGCAGCGCAGAGUUGUGAUGUACUCUGAAGAUAUUAUAACAAUGCUUCAUGAUUACAAAGAGAUAACUGUGGCUCGAUAUGAUUCAUUGAUAAAAUCAUAUGAAGAUCAGGAGGAGUCUCGUAACGUUGCCGAACUUGCUCAUUUGAUAUUCGUCAUCAUACUUUAUGCAAUUAAUUUGAUCAAUUUUGGCGCAAUCAUCAUUGUGUUCAUCUUAUUCCAAAAAGGCAAAAUCAAAUUGAAAACUCUGAAUAAGUCUUCAAUUAUUCUUUUCAUUAUUUCUUUGGUGUUUGCAUUUGGUUUGAUUAUUUAUUCAGUUUUUGGAACAGCUGGAUUAUCUCCAUUUGGAUACGAAUGUAAAUUGUCCAGCAAUGUUCAAAAUCCAGACAAAAAAUUCACUAAUUUCGAUGGACAAGUCACAGAUCUUGGGUUUGUAUUUUUUAAAAAAGAAAUUACAUUGAUAAAGUUUAUGUUUCAGAAAGAUUGCUGGUAGUUGUGAAAAUGGGGCGUCGAUUUUUUCGAAAACAUCGCCAUUUUUGAAUUUUGACAAAAUCAAGCGUAGUUUGAAUGGUUUUGAAAAAGUUGUCAUCAAUUUUGCUGAAAAUCUUCAGUUCAAAGCCAAUUUGGAUGAUAAAAAAAUUAUUCACAUGAAGUCAACAUUGGACGCGGAACUAUCGGACCUGCUAAAAUAUCAAAAGAAUGGAACCUGUUUGACGCCUGGUGGUAGAACCAAUAUUGCUUUGAUGAUUGGAGCAUUGGAAAAUAUCAAAACUGCUUUGGUGACACUUGAAACGCGUUCAAAAGAGUUUCCCAAUAAGAAUAUACAGCCAAUGUUAUCCGCCUACAUUAAAACAUCAUUUGAUUCUUUGAGAAAUGUUUCGGAAGCCGCAGUGGAUUCGAUGAAUGUAACACAGGCAAUAACGGAAGGAUCCAUAAUGGAUCCAUUAUGGAUCCUUCCGUUAUUGCCUGUGUAAAUGAUUUAUAUAUACAUAGAUAAAUGUUAUUUUAUUUCAGUCGAUAUUCGAUUCUAUCGAUAUUUCGUGCCAAGAAGUCCCGACAGCCGCAUGCGAUGAUCGUUUGAAGGACAACAUUUCUGGUUGGAUAUUGUUUUUUGUGUUCUUUUUGAAUGCACUUCUGGCCAAGUUGCUUUAUACGAUUCCAGCCAGAGAGUUUCAAAUGAAUCAUGAAUUUGAAAAGAAAAUCAAUGCUUUGAAAGAGGAAGUUGAAGAUCCAACGAAGUCAGUCGAUGUAAGUUAGUUUUUAAUUUUUGAUGUAUAAACAUGUCAAAAUGAAAAAUAGACAAACUAUCCUGGAAUUUUUUAGAUUUUUUGAAAAUUUUUCGAAACUUUCGUGACAGAUCAAUUUUUGAUUGUUCAAAGUAUUUUUAUAGAAGAAACAAGUGAAAACUGAAAAAGACCGAACCAAGUCUUUGGAGACUGCUUUGAUCAAGAAGGAACAGAAAUCCUCCAAUCAACCGGAAAAUGGAGAAAAUCCAGAUACUGAUGCAACUGGUACGCCUGCGGUUAAAUUUUGA
Molecule: messenger RNA, 2411 nt
Organism: Caenorhabditis angaria
Lineage: Eukaryota; Metazoa; Nematoda; Chromadorea; Rhabditida; Rhabditidae
Source: the annotation of a GenBank genome assembly